AUGUACACACUACUACAUGGGUUUUAUAAAUAUGUUGUUCAAAAAGACGAGUAUUGUGUGUUAAUAUUAGGUCUCGAUAAUGCAGGGAAAACGACAUAUUUGGAGGCCGCUAAAACUAAAUUUACUAAAAAAUAUAUAGGUAUGAACCCUAAUAGGAUAACUACAACUGUUGGCCUUAAUAUAGGAAAGAUAGAUGUGGAUGGAAUAAGACUUAACUUUUGGGAUCUAGGUGGACAACAGGAACUACAAUCCUUGUGGGACAAAUAUUAUGCUGAAUGUCAUUCUGUUAUAUACAUUGUUGAUUCAUCUGAUCGAGAGCGAGUAUCUGAGUCAAAAGAAACAUUUGAUAGAAUGAUAGCAUCAGAACAUUUAACUGGUGUGCCACUGUUGGUGCUAGCUAAUAAACAAGAUAUUCCAGACUGUAUGGGUGUUCACACAGUGAAACCUAUAUUUAACCAAAACGCUCAUCUCAUUGGAGCAAGAGACAUUAUGCUUAUGGCUACAUCAGCAUUGACUGGUGACGGUGUGGACGAGGGCAUUAGAUGGCUCGUCGAUUGUAUAAAGAGGAACAACGUAGAUCGACCGCCGCGAAACCACGAAGACAACCUAUAG
This is a messenger RNA of Pieris macdunnoughi, 612 nucleotides long. The record is from the annotation of a GenBank genome assembly. Lineage: Eukaryota; Metazoa; Arthropoda; Insecta; Lepidoptera; Pieridae.